Molecule: messenger RNA, 1281 nt
Organism: Guillardia theta CCMP2712
Lineage: Eukaryota; Cryptophyceae; Pyrenomonadales; Geminigeraceae
Exons: 2
Coding region: 1-1281 (426 amino acids)
Source: RefSeq, a predicted model, not a curated record
AUGUUCAGCUCGUCGUCGCCUUCAGGCUCAAACAACAGCACCAAGUCAGAUGUCGAGUGGGUCUUCAAACACGACAAACUGGCCAUGAUUUGCCUCACAUCCCCAUGGCUACCUGAAUCCUAUCUGUCGAACGGAAUGGAAUUUCUCAGCAGGGAAGCGAAGGAUAAGCCGUCCAUGCGCGUCCUCGUGGUCUUUCCGUGCGAGGGAAGCCAUGAAAGGGAGCCAAAAGCCCUUCAGAACCUCAGGAGACUGCAAAAUAUAAGGAGAAUGAUUAAUUCCUCCAUCGAAGCUGUGUGCAAGGAGAUUGGUGAAGACUCGUCCAAGCUCGCGUUGCCGACCAUGCUGCUGGUGAAGAACUCGAGAGUCGUUGCUAGGAUAGCUGGGCUGACGAAGGGAGAUAUAUCCAAAGCUGUUGAUAUGAUGGCAAGUGAUCACCCGAAGAAUCCUGGAGCAACUUCACCAGGGAUGAAGCAACCUGUUUCAAAACCUGCCAAUGUUGUAGGAGGAAGUUUGACGUCCGACUCUGGACAGAAAUCUCUGGAGAUUCCAGCAGAAGUCUCACUGUGCCCACAAGCAACAUCUAAUCUGUUCGAAGUUGUUCUCAAGAACGCACAGGAGGCCGAACAAGAAAUGACUACCAUCCACACGGCUCUGAUGAAUCAGAAAUGGGAGAGUGCUUGCAAAACUGAAGACAUAGAGAGCCUGGACCACUUGAGGAAACGGACUUCCGCAUUCUUCAAGAGAGGGAAAAAAUCUUUCCCAGAUGGUGCAAGAAUCCAUAACAAAGUUGAAGAAAAUCUGGCAAAAGCAGAGUCGAUGCUCGAAGAUUGCAAGAAACAAGCUUUCCUCCAUGAAGAGAAUGCUUCCUCUAACAAUCUUGCUGGUGGUAAGGUAGGAGCUGAUGCAGAAUGGCUAGCGAAUGAGUUAGAGCCCCUGAAGAAACUGAUCGAGAACGACGGUACAAGCAACAACAACCUCCGAUCGUCCCCGCUUGCAAGGCAGGUCAUGCUGCGGUCUUCUCAAUCUCCUUCACCAACUUUGAGGGCAAUCAACAUGAAGAGCAUGAUCACAGCAAUGGAUGAGCUCGACAUAGCAAAACCCGUACCGCGCAGUUUGGUUCUACAACCGUUUUUGGAGGCGGCAGACAAAGACUCCGUCAUGCGACUGACUACUUCUGCUACUUUGCGUCGGGAUUCCGAAGACAAGACGAGAAGGCCGAAGGAGGAGAGAACGGCAAAGCAGAAGCUAAUGACGACUUUGAAAUCAAAGCUGUUCACAUGA